AUGUGGUGGACAGCGGCGCGCAGGCGCCUUUCCUACCCUAACCAAAUUUUCACCAGCAAAGACAGCCGCCGCAUACAACACUCGUGGCUGCCGCGACGACUCCUCCUCGUGCGCCACGGCGAGUCUGUGGCCAAUGUUAACCAGGAAGUGUACAGCAACACGCCAGACUGGAAGAUCCCGCUGACGGCGCGCGGGCGGGAGCAGGCGUACGACUGCGGCAAGCGACUCCGCAACAUCAUCCAGGGGGAGAAGCUGUACAUCUACUACUCUCCGUACGCUCGCACUCGGCAGACGCUGUGCGAGAUCCGCCGAAGCUUUGACGAGUCGCAGAUCCAGGGCGAGCGCGAGGAUGAGCGACUGCGUGAGCAGGAGAUGGGCAACUACCAGCCAUUGAAUGAGAUGAACGCGACAUGGGCUGCGCGUCACGCCUUUGGGCGAUUGUACUAUCGAUUUCCGUUUGGGGAAAGCGGCGCCGACGUUGGCGAUCGCGUCUCUGGCUUCUUUGACUCCCUCCUGCGUGAGAGCAUCGGCUUGACGGUGCCAAACAUGAACGAAUGCACGGAACAAUGCACACGAGGAGGCCAGGGCUACCAAGAGCUCGGUCAGUGUAGUGCGGACAACGAUGGCCUUGCAGGCAGUGCUUGCGAUUCCCACGCGCCGCUAUCACAAGGAGGCCCUGUGGCCUCAUCGAUGGGGAGUGGAACUGCGUCGCCGUCAUGGAAGCCGCCGUCCAAGGAAGCCACAACAUCUUCCACCGGUCUGCGGAGGACGAUCUGGCGUACAGCGCCGCACCACUCACUGCCCCUAGAUGACUUGUGCGAGCCUGAAGCUCACGGAGUCUUACCGCCGAGCGAUCACAGAGCUAGUGUUGGUGAUGACCAGAAUGUUUUGAUCAUCGCUCACGGGCUUCUUAUCCGUCUUUUCAUCGCUCGCUGGUUCCGUGUGCCGAUGGAGGUCUUCGAGACAAUGUGCAACCCGCCCAACUGCGCCAUCAUCGUGCUGGAGCGCGACGACCGACUCGGCCGCCUCGUUAUGACCGACAUGAGCAAGUGCCUGUUUGGCAGCGACCCGCUUCUGCAGAUGAUGCGCUUUGACGGCUGCGAGGAUACCCACUGGUACCGUGAGAAGUUCCUCGGUAUUGUUGACCCCACGAAAGCCAUGGAGGAGGCGGUGGCCGAGGACGAUGACGAGAACCACUACUCCAUGUCAAACGCUCACAACAGCGGCGUCGGUGCCCCGGCCCCACCACCGCGGCAACGCAAGGCCUCCACAUCGAUGGUAACGGGGUUUUCUCCAUCAACGAGCGCAUCCCCAUCAUGUACUAGUACUAGCAUCACCGAGAGCGCCGACGCUUUAGCCUCUACGGCAGGGCACGCCGUGCUAUCUGCCUCGGACUGCGCUACCCAGCCUAUGUCGUCUUCUCCCUGUAUGAACUGCACCCCCAAUUGCGACUGGAAGUUCUGCCGAGACACCGAUGACGCUCCAAAGAUGGGCUCAGCGGAGUAG
Messenger RNA from Leishmania braziliensis MHOM/BR/75/M2904, 1506 nucleotides. Its product is annotated as putative glycerolphosphate mutase. The transcript has a single exon. The coding region runs from base 1 to 1506 and encodes 501 amino acids. Lineage: Eukaryota; Euglenozoa; Kinetoplastea; Trypanosomatida; Trypanosomatidae. Gene Ontology annotation, molecular function: phosphatase activity. The record is from RefSeq and is a predicted model, not a curated record.